This is a messenger RNA of Penicillium angulare, 477 nucleotides long. RefSeq lists its product as uncharacterized. The record is from RefSeq and is a predicted model, not a curated record. Lineage: Eukaryota; Fungi; Ascomycota; Eurotiomycetes; Eurotiales; Aspergillaceae. Bases 1 to 477 code for a protein of 158 amino acids. The transcript has a single exon.
AUGCCUUCCAAUAGCAGAAUUCUCCCAACAGCUACUGAAAGACUCAGUGGACUUUGGAAACGGAUUUUUGAAUUCGCCCUGCUCAUUGCUCUUAUUUCGACGAUCCUCUUGCGCCCUACGCAUUCUGGAAAACUCAACUUCCACCCCAGCAAAGCUCCAACCUUGUACAGCAUGUCACUCAUUACGACCGUGCUAUCUUGUACAGUCUCCCUGAUGAUGGAAUUCUAUCGCGACGACUCCUUGAUUCCGGAUCGACUUGAGCGCAUACUCAUGUGGGUGCCGCUCGUCCUGCUCGACCUUUCUAUUGUUGAGCUCAUCGCGGGCAUCUCGGCCUCCAGCGUCUCAGCAGAGCACCGCGGGAUUCUCAGUUGGUAUUCAAGGGGCAUUGUGUUGGGUUGCAUAUGCCUAGCAAUAUUUUUGGCGUACAGGCGUAUCUGUCGAGCCAAUUAUGCUGUUCGUGCUGGAGGUCUUGAAUAA